Molecule: messenger RNA, 1065 nt
Organism: Chenopodium quinoa (quinoa)
Lineage: Eukaryota; Viridiplantae; Streptophyta; Magnoliopsida; Caryophyllales; Amaranthaceae
Exons: 4
Coding region: 1-1065 (354 amino acids)
Source: RefSeq, a predicted model, not a curated record
AUGGAGAAUCAGAUAAGCCAAUUGGCCAACCAAUUUAGCCAAGCCCUAAAGACUCCAGGAACCUUCCCGGGCCAGACUGAACAAUCUCAAAAAGGCCAAAUGAAUGUCGUCACCCUGAGGAGUGGAAAGCAAUUGGAAGAGCCUCCUACCAAGGAGCCAUCAAGGGAGGUCAUUGAAGAAGCAGAGGCAAAUUUCAUAUCUGAGAUACCUUCUUAUGCAAAAUUUUUAAAAGAUAUGUUAUCUAACAAGAGGAAAUUAGAAGAGAAUACUACUGUUGCUUUGAAUGCAGAGUGUAGUGCUAUUUUGCAGAACACUCUCCCUAAGAAAUUAGGAGAUCCAGGUAGCUAUUCAAUUCCAGUGAAGCUUGGAGAUAUUAAGAUCAAUAGGGUACUAUGCGAUCUAGACAGGUCAGUGAAGUUUCCUUUAGGUGUACUUGAGGAUAUACCCCUCAGAGUAGGUAAGUUUUUCAUUCCAUGUGAUUUUGUUGUGAUGGAGAUGGAAGAAGAUGUGAAUAUUCCGAUCAUACUUGGUAGACCUUUCCUAGCUACUGCAGGUGCAAUCAUAGACAUAAAGAAAGGUAAGAUCACUUUUGAAGUAGGUGAUGAAAAGUUGGAAUACUCACUUUUGAAUGUCAUGGGUGCCCCCUCUACGGGAGACACUAUUUAUCAGAUAAGCCAACUUUCGCAACAAGUGAACCGCCUAUCGACUCUUCAAGAUCAAGCGAAGGUUCAGAAAGAACAAUGCAAUGUUAUCUUCCUGAGAAAAUAUGAACUAUUCCCGAAGAAAAUUGUUGAGAAGGUGUGCAUCAAGGAGCCUAGAAAGGACGUAAAGAGCAAGGAUGUUCAAGGCUCCACAUAUGUAGCUCCACCGGCCAAUGAUGAACCGAUGCCUUUCUCGCAACGGAAUUUCGUGAAAGGAAAGGAUAAAGUUCCACCCGAUGGCAUGUUUGGCUAUAUGAAGGUGAAUUCGAUUAUAAGGCAAGUGAAUAAGCCGAUGAAAGAGUCGCUUGGAGGAAUUCAUGAACCACAUCGCGGUCCUCCUCCUCCGUGUAAUGAUCCCGGUUGA